Molecule: messenger RNA, 1259 nt
Organism: Xenopus laevis (African clawed frog)
Lineage: Eukaryota; Metazoa; Chordata; Amphibia; Anura; Pipidae
Product: transmembrane protein 211
Exons: 3
Coding region: 383-1078 (231 amino acids)
Source: RefSeq, a predicted model, not a curated record
GCCAGGCUGAGUGACAUCUCCACACAGGAUCAUGUGACUGUAGGACACGCCCACGCGCGAGUGACAGGCGGGGAAGACACCUGUGUGAGGUGGGAGAGCGCCAGUGACAGAAGCGGCAGGUUGAGGCGCAGGGAGAGAGUUUCCCCCGGGCAGUUGUAGGACCCGAGCACCUUGUCAUUGUGAGUAGCGCAGUUAUGAGUCCCGCCAGUCUCUCCUCCUGUCUGUGAACUUGCAGCUCCUCAACUGUUCCGACUCGCACCCCUCCAGCUGCGGAGCAUCAGCCCGACCCCCGGGGCGCGCUAUCCCUAUGGGAAUGUAGAGGGAGAUACCAUUGCUUUGGGCGGAGGGGAGGGAGGAUACUGAGGAGACUCUCACGUACCAGAUGCGCUCGUGGCUGGAGCUGAGCGAGGAGAAGGCAGCGGCGGGGCUGGAUGUGGCUGUGGGGCCGGCUCCCCUCCAGCAGCAGCUCCGCACCAUGUUCAGCUGUGUGUCCUGCUUCUGGCUCUUGCUCUCCGGCUGUCUGCUCGCAGUGUGCAGCUUCAGCUUCAUCUCCCCGGCCUGGAUAGUGCGCUCCGGCCGCCCCGCGGAUAAUCAGGAGCCCGUGAGCUUCGGCUUAUUGUGCCACUGGCCGGACUCUCUGCGCCACAUUAGCGCCUGUUACUCACUCGGGGGACUCGGCCCAUUCAAUGACAUUCCCUCCAGCUCUUGGCAGACGAGUGCCGUACUUUGCUCCGGAGGUUGUUUUCUUCUGCUAAUGAGCUGCUUGCUGGCCAUCGUGACCUUGUUUCUUCCAAGUGGCUUGUGUGAAAGACGUCUGUGCACUCUUGCAGGAUACAUGCAGACAGCAGCAGUGUUCAUCAUGGCAUCAGGACUCGUGGUGUAUCCGUUUGGCCUCAACUCUACGACUGUGAAAAAAUACUGUGAGAAUUCAAGCAUAUACUAUGCAGGAGACUGUCAAAUCGGAUGGGGCUACAUGCUAGCCAUUGUUGGAGUCAUGUUGUCGGUGUUUUUGCCAUUCUUCGCUAAAUAUGCCCCGAAAGAACACAUAUCACCUACACCAGUCCCUACUAUUUUAUAGUAUCUGUUUUUCAAAAAGUGGUCUUCAACAUAGGUAGGCAGAUGAUAUGAGAGCACCUCCUUCCAGUUCUACAGCUUCAUAAUUAGCUCAGACUGUUUCAGACCAAAAGAACAUGGAUAGUCUUCCUGAAGCAUGUUAAACGAAAAGCCUGGGAAUUAAAUAUUUGUUGCCAUUCCUGUUA